AUGGUGUCCAUUGUGUUGUUGGGUGCACAACUGGAGGUUAGGAAGUCUAGUUUGGUCGAGCGGAAUCCGGCUUGGCCAAGUGAAUUCCACUUGAGUGUGGCCCGAUUGCCUGAAAAGCAGAAAGUUCUGCCUUCUAAUCCCCCCAAAAGGCGCGAUAACAAAUUUGGUGAAAGUGAAUUCGGAUGUACCCUGGCAACGAGCAAAACCGAGCUGGCCGAGGUCCCAACCGUGCGCACGUCAUCCUGGAAGGAGGCGAUCACGUUGAUUAAGGAAAAGGUGAGCACAAACACACAUUACACCCGUUUCGAGGCGACUUCUAGGUUGUACCUUCGGGAAAACCAUAAACCUCAACCGUCUCUUUAUCAUAAGGCCAAUUUUCCAACCUUUUAA
Molecule: messenger RNA, 390 nt
Organism: Protopolystoma xenopodis
Lineage: Eukaryota; Metazoa; Platyhelminthes; Monogenea; Polystomatidea; Polystomatidae
Source: the annotation of a GenBank genome assembly